Molecule: messenger RNA, 831 nt
Organism: Akanthomyces muscarius
Lineage: Eukaryota; Fungi; Ascomycota; Sordariomycetes; Hypocreales; Cordycipitaceae
Exons: 3
Coding region: 1-831 (276 amino acids)
Source: RefSeq, a predicted model, not a curated record
AUGGCUAUUCUUACGACUCUUGUUGCCGCUUGGGCACUGAUGGCCUCUGGAGCGAGCGCUGCUGGCGCCCCAUCGACAUCCGCCAACAUUGGCCCUGCUGCCUUUAUGUGGCCGCCUGACAGAGUCUGGUCCGCCGACGCUGAUAACACUGCUCCCUGCGGUUCCAUCUCUGGUGUACAGAACCGCACUACGUUUCCUCUUCAAAGUGGCAAGAUUGCGCUUGUCGCUCAAGAUGAAUCUUUCGACCUGGAACUCUCCGUUUCGUAUCUCGACGACCCAAAGAGCAACAGUGACUUCAACAAGCUGAUUGACAUGGAGACAUUCAAGGACAUUAAGCUCGGCCACACCUGCGUCACUCUCCCCAACGCCCCGUCCUCGGUCAAGAACGGCACCAAUGCCACUCUCCAGAUCAAGUACAUUGCCGACUUUGACAAGCCCGAGAACCAGACCUUCUAUGCCUGCUCGGACAUUACCUACGUCGAGCUGUCCCAGUUCAAGGAGCCGAUCCCGUGCUUCAACGCCACGGAGCCCACCCCCGGCGACAGCACCUCCAAGAACGGCAACGGCGCUGCGUCCUCGACGCCCACGCCCACGCCGACCGCCGAGAAGAAGAGCAAGUCUGGCCUCUCUGGCGGCGCCAUUGCAGGCAUUGUCAUUGGCUCCAUCGCGGGCGUCGCGCUGAUUGCCGGUGCCGGCCUGUUCAUCUACCGCCGCAAGCAGCAGCGCCUGCGCUUGCUCCGACAGCAAAACUCGGAGCGCGGCAAGUGGGCUGCUACGGACGCGGCUAGAGAUUCGCAGUCCCAGGGGAGCGUUCGAAUGAACAAUUUGUAA